AUGUCAACCCGUAGCAAGACUCAGUCAAAGAAUAAAAAGCAAGACUUAGCGGUCUUCACUAACCCACCAGCUCUACAAUUGGUGGCGCCCCUGCCACAGUCUGCCGCCCCCGCCACCGACCAGGUUCUCCCCCGCCACCGACCAGGUUCUCCCCCGCCACCGACCAGGUUCUCCCCCGCCACCGACCAGGUUCUUCCCCGCCACCGACCAGGUUCUUCCCCGCCACCGACCAGGUUCUCCCCCGCCACCGACCAGGUUCUCCCCCGCCACCGACCAGGUUCUCCCCCGACCACUCCCCCGCCACCGACCAGGUUCUCCCCCGCCACCGACCAGGUUCUCUCCCACCACCGACCAGGUUCUCCCCCGCCACCGACCAGGUUCUCCCCCGCCACCGACCAGGUUCUCCCCCGCCACCGACCAGGUUCUCCCCCACCACCGACCAGGUUCUCCCCCGCCACCGACCAGGUUCUCCCCCACCACCGACCAGUUUCUCCCCCGUCACCGACCAGGUUCUCCCCCGCCACCGACCAGGUUCUCCCCCGCCACCGACCAGUUUCUCCCCCGUCACCGAUCAGGUUCUCCCCCACCACCGACCAGGUUCUCCCCCGCCACCAACCAGGUUCUCCCCCGCCACCGACCAGGUUCUCCCCCACCACCGACCAGGUUCUCCCCCGCCACCGACCAGGUUCUCCCCCACCACCGACCAGGUUCUCCCCCACCACCGACCAGGUUCUCUCCCGCCACCGACCAGGUUCUCCCACGUGCACGUGGGCCACAUCUGGGGGGAAUUUCUAA
This is a messenger RNA of Procambarus clarkii (red swamp crayfish), 795 nucleotides long. The record is from RefSeq and is a predicted model, not a curated record. Lineage: Eukaryota; Metazoa; Arthropoda; Malacostraca; Decapoda; Cambaridae.